Molecule: messenger RNA, 345 nt
Organism: Pyricularia pennisetigena
Lineage: Eukaryota; Fungi; Ascomycota; Sordariomycetes; Magnaporthales; Pyriculariaceae
Exons: 1
Coding region: 1-345 (114 amino acids)
Source: RefSeq, a predicted model, not a curated record
AUGCCUAAUAACAUCACCACCAAUAAUGGUCAGGGGGUAGCGAUAGUAUCUGCCAGCUACAAGGGCCCCUCGGACGACAGCUUCGUCGUCAACAGGGACAUCCCACUCGCCGCUGCAUCAUCCCAGGCUCCCGGCGAUGAGACGAUGAGCUUGGCAGAAAAGACCAAAUUCCUCAAGGAUUUACGCACAUCCGUCGCUGCUGUGCAGGACCAAGUCAACAAGGAACUCACGCAGCGUAUGGAGGCAGACAAGGCGCGCGAGGCCGGGACUGCUACUGCCAUUACUGUCAAUGAGGCCGAGGAGGAACAGAACUAUGGAGAAGAGGUUGUGGACGAAGACGCUUGA